AUGAACCAUCGCGCAACCACACCAUUUUCUACCCCACGGCAGAGCAAAAACGAAAAUCUGAGCGAACAUGUACGCAGGGUGCUAGCCAAAAAGCAAAGGAAAAAGUUGAAGGAGGAAAGGGAGUUGUAUAAAGCUACCAAAGCGAUUAGUACACAAAACAAUGCACAAAGAAAAAUAAAUGCGAAGAACCAGCUGUCUUCUAACAGCUUUGUUGAAAAAAUGAAGGACAUUAACAAAGCCUUCCCUCACAUUAGAAGCAAGGAAGACAAAAAUUACAUGAGGGAGAAUUUUAUAAAGAUACAGGAUAAGGUCACUCUACAAAAGAAGGUGCUGGAACAGAAGGAAGAAGCAAAAAAUAAAAAGCCAUUCAAAAUGAAGAGGUUUGAAAAUGUAGCUUCUAAGGUAGCUACAAAUUUUCACAAAAAUGAAGAGAGCCCUCUGGGCCUAAGUAAGGCAACGCAGCCCAAGCGGGUCGUCACGGACGCAUCUGCCGCACACCAGGGGGAGCAGUACCACGCGGAGGGUGAAGAGGGGGAAUAUGCGACGGAAGAGGCAGAGGACGCAGAGUACGUGGAGGAGGAAGUAGAGUACGAGGAAGAGGAAGCAGAAUACGUGGAGGAGGAAGUAGAGUACGAGGAAGAGGAAGCAGAAUACGAACAGGACGAAGCAGCGUACGAGGAGGAUGAAGCAGAGUACGAGGAGGAUGAAGCAGAGUACGUGGAGGAAGAAGUAGAGUACGAGGAAGAUGCAGCGGAGUACAUGGAGGCCUCGCAACAAGGCCAAAGUGAGAAGCGCGAAGAUGCAGCCGCAGAAACAGGCCCGGUAAACGCCCCUGCUGAACGCCAAAGCAGCAUCAUUGAGAAGCUCUCGAAACGGGGGAGCGAACUACGGAGUAGCGACAAGGAGAAGCGGAACAACCUGCACAAGAAUUUUGGUAAACUACCCACCUAUAUGUUAAAGAAAAAAAAAGAUCUUGUGGAUGAGUCCACGGACGUGCCAGAGGGAUACAGAGUCCUGAAGAACGACGAACGGAACUACGUCUUAAAGGAGCUGCACUCACAACUCACCGAGACAACACAAGAAUACAAAACGAACAAAGACAAGUACAGGAAAAUUGAAUUGGGGAAAAAACUCAAAGAGUUAAAGGAGUCCAUAGAACUCUUAAGCAAGCCACAUGUCCUCGUCAACGAAAAUUUUUAG
This is a messenger RNA of Plasmodium fragile, 1200 nucleotides long. RefSeq lists its product as uncharacterized. The coding region runs from base 1 to 1200 and encodes 399 amino acids. Lineage: Eukaryota; Apicomplexa; Aconoidasida; Haemosporida; Plasmodiidae. The transcript has a single exon. The record is from RefSeq and is a predicted model, not a curated record.